GGACGGCGAGCAAGAUGGCGGCGGCCAGGGCGCUGAGGGCCGCGUUGGCCUCGGACGGGGAGGAAGCGGCCUGGAAGGACGAGGAGGUGUGCGUGGUGGGGAUUUUCGGCAAGACCUCGGAGCUGAGCGCGCAGAAACACGCCAUCAUCAACACCCUGUGCGACAAGCCGGUCUUCCCUUUGUACCCGGGGCUGGCCGCCGGGCAUCAGCAGGGCAACAACUUGCUGCAGUGUUACUACAACCAGGACAGCAAAGUCCUCUACCUGCUCCUCACGGCCGUCUGCGACAACCAGCAGCUGCUGCAGGCCUGCAGGGCCUUGGCCGAUGAUGUUUCCCACGCCGAAGCCCACGAGUUCUGGAAAGGGGAGGAGAAGCUCCACUGCAUCCAUCUGCUGUACCUCUUCUCGGUCUCCCACAUCCUCCUGCUGGUCCACCCCACCUGCUCCUUCGAUAUCACCUACGACCGUCUCUUCAGAGCCCUGGACACCCUCCGGCAAAAGGUGCUGCCCUACCUGAAGAACGCGAUUAAGGAUUGCCCGGUAGGGAAGGAGUGGAGAUUGAACUGUAGACCUUGCCCGCCGAGACUCCUCUUUAUUUUCCAGCUGAAUGGGGCGUUGAAGGUCGAGCCCAAGUGUCUCGACCCCUCAAUUCUGGAUAAGCCCAAGAAGCAUUCCCCUAAAAGGAGGCUGCAGCAUGCCCUGGAGGAUCAGAUCUACAGGAUUUUCAGGAAGAGCAGGGUACUGACAAACCAGAGUAUUAACUGUUUGUUCACUGUCCCUGCUAACCAGGCAUUUGUUUACGUGCUGGCUGGGCAGGCGGACGACCCAAUCAGUAUGCUGAUCGGGCAACUGAAAAACACCUGUGCCAUCAGAGAGCACGAGUCCCUCCCUCUGCCUGGGUCACGGCGCUAUCAGAUGAUGAGACACGUCCGCCAGCCGUCCUUCAUACUGGAAAGCAGCGUCAACAGUUCCAGUGGCCAGCUGGUGGACUGCACCUUGAAAGAGUUUCUGUGGCAACAUGUGGAGCUGGUUUUGACCAAAAAGGGAUUUGAGGAUAGUGUGGGGAGGAAUCCACAGCCGUCACACUUUGAACUUCCAGCCUAUAAAAAUUGGCUGACAGUGGCCUCAAAACUCUAUGAUGUGAUGAUAAGUGGGAAGGAUGAAGACCUUGGUUUUCUUGCCGGGGAUCUUUCCUCCAAGAUACAUGGUCAGCUGAAAGGUCUGGAAGGAUUUUUGGAUGCAGAUAAUAAGUUUUCAGAAAACCGUUGCCAAAAGGCCCUGCCUCUGGCUCACAGUGCCUAUCAGUCCAAUCUGCCUCACCAUUACACCACGACUGUCCACAAGAACCAGUUGGCACAGGCCCUACGUGUCUACAGCCAGCAUGCCCGUGGGCCAGCCUUCCAGAAGUACGCCAUGCAGCUGCAUGAAGAUUGCUACAAGUUCUGGAGUAACGGGCACCAGUUGUGUGAAGAGAGGAGCUUAACGGAUCAACACUGUGUUCACAAAUUUCAUCUACUGCCUAAAUCAGGAGAAAAACCAGAACCUGACAGGAAUCCACCUGUGUUGUAUCACAACAGCCGCGCUCGCUCCACCAGCUCCUGCAACUGUGGCCGCAGGCAAGCCCCUCGAGACGAUCCUUUUGACAUCAAGUCAGGCAAUUACGAUUUCUAUCAGCUUCAAGAGGAGAAAUGCUGUGGGAAGCUUGAGCACUUCUAUUUUCCCGUCUUCCAACCGAGCACUCCUGACCCGGCUCCAGCCAAGAAUGAUUCAAUUGUAUCAUCACUACCCCCGCAAGAGGGCGAAGGAGAGAAAAUGAAAGAAAAAGAGGCCCAGACCCAGGGAGAGAGCACCAGUCUUAGUCUGGCACUCAGUCUUGGACAGUCCACAGACAGUCUGGGUACAUUUCCACCUGACCCCCAUGCAGGGGGAGACAAUCCUGACGCCCACGGCCAGGGAGGGGAAGCUAAACCAGAAAAGAGGCCCAGUCUUGUGGAUCGACAGGUGUCAACAGUGGAAUAUCUACCUGGCAUGUUAAAUUCCAGCUGCCCUAAGGGACUUUUGCCUAAAUUUUCUAGUUGGUCCUUUGUCAAACUGGGGCCUUCUAAAGCUUACAACUUUCACAGGGGCCUGGACCAGAGUGGCUUCAUUCCCGGGACUAACUACCUGAUGCCUUGGGACAUAGUUAUCAAGACCAGGUCUGAGGACGAAGUAGACAUGGACAGUAAUUCCUGGCCCGCCCCCAACAAAUCCGUGCCGACCAAACGGGCUGGCACCGUGAUCGGCCGAGGGAGGCGGCGGGAUGACAUUGCGCGGGCGUUCGUUGGUUUUGAAUAUGAGGAUUCGCGGGGUCGCAGGUUCAUGUGCUCAGGGCCAGAAAAGAUCAUGAAGGUAAUGGGGAGUGGGCCAAAAGAGUCUGCCAUCAAAGCCCUCUCCUCUGACAUGCCCUUGUACAUCCUGUCUCCGUCCCAAGGCCGGGGCCUUAAGCCGCACUACGCCCAGCUCACAAGGCUGUUUAUUGUGGCUCCUGAUGCCCCGUUACAGAUCGUACUCAUGCCACAGGUUCAGCCUGGACCCCCGCCCUGCCCUGUCUUUUACCCCGAGAAGCAGGAAAUACCUGUACCACCGGAUGGACUCUGGGUGCUUCGUUUCCCCUAUGCCUAUGUUACAGACCGUGGACCCUGCUUCCCCCCAAAAGAAAACCAACCACUGAUGAGUUACCGGGUUCUACGGGGGGUCCUUAAGGCUAUCCCACAGUGAUGAUGCUUUCCUAACUACGCAAUGUUCUUUUUCUCUUUGAGAAGAAAAAUCCUCUUUCCCCUCACCUCCAUCUUUAAAGCCAGAAAGAGGUGGGAAGGAUCGAAUGUCAGAUUGACCCAAACCAAAAUUUAGGGUUGAACCGGAAGUCCUUGUGAUGUGAAUCGUCUCCUUGCUCUAACAGGCUAGGAGUGCCGAGAGAAUCGGUUAGCAAAAAGCAGAUUUACCUUUUCUGACUGAAAGGAUUAAGGACUCCAACAGACUCCAAGCCCAGAGGCACUUCCCAUUACAAUAUUCCUCAUACUCUUUGACUGUGCACACCCUGGUAAAAUGUGAUGCAAUCGAUUUCAUACAAACUUCCCCACAAAUUGCAUGAGGGAAAAUCCACACUUUGCUUUUCCAGUAAUGUGCUGCCUUUCUGUCAUGUGAUAUAAAAUCAUGUGAACCUUCGGGAGCCCCAUUGUGACAGUCAGUGGUUGGUGAUGCAGCGAUUGGGUUGGUGUCAAGUACAAACUCACAAGAGAUACCUCAAUGAUUUAAAAGAAGGCUCAUGGUUUUAAUUAAGGGUUCAAAUGCCUACACACCAGUACUACUACUGAGUAACAUUAUCCAAACCCUCAGCUGCAUUGUAAACUCCAGUGACAGCUGCCCUUCAUCUUUUAGAUUCUUGGUAGCCUUUACCUGGGUAGGUAAGUCUAUUGUGGUGUUGUGAGUUAUGAAAAGCAGUUUUGUCAGCUCACAGCCUCCUGCAGUCUGGCCUGGUGUACUCUAACUGGAUAAGUAGUGAUGUGUAGGAAAGGGUUAACUGUUGUCAUGGCUUUGUAUUAAGUUUGGACCUGAGCCCAAGCAGAUAUUAGCUCAGAUUGGUAAACAGCAUUUAGUGGUAGCUGUUAGUUACAUAGUCCAGCAGGAGUUUUGUGUAUCUUCACUUUCAGCUGUUGCUGGUUGAGUCUAAUGCAGUGUUGAGAGUUCUUUCUUGUAAAAAUAAAGUGAUUGAGCUGUCUUGAUGGGCUGAUAGAUAAUGGUGCAGUCCAGUAUAGUGCCAAAUUAGACAGAGCAAGAGGUCCCAGGUUUAACCAUCCUGGUCUCUGCUAAGUUGAUACAAUUCAGCAAAAUGCCCACUGCCCUCCUGAGUGAGGCAAGUGUGGGAGGGGAGGUGAUAGGCAGAGUUCCUGUUUUUGACUGGUGUCUGGCAACUGUACUGGAAAAUUCCCUUCUGCAGGCAUUGAGAAUAGGAUUGGGCUUGAUUGUGGUACUCCCCAGGGAUGAAUAGCCUCACUGUCUGGCCUGACACAAGAAGAGUGACUACUUGAGCAAGCCCCAAGAGCAAUUCUGUAGGUGGAGCAGUAUCCUAGCACAAGGCAGCAGGUUGGGAAAGGAAGGGAUAAAAUUGGGAGAGGGGAAUGGAGUUGGAAUUAGUCCCAGCAGGGGACUGAAUACAAAAUUUUAAUUAAAUAUUGUCUUUUUCUUUCAAUUGUAUGUUUUCCUAAAAUAUAAUGCUUUCUCCUCCAUGAACAGUUGCUUGAAAUCUGAGUAUCUCAGGGCAGAUUUCCUCAGGUUGACGGUUACUGCUUCAACAGCAAAGCUGAGCCCAGUAGAGCUCUGACAGGUAAUAGCUGCAGAGCAACAACUCAAAAUGUUUGAACUGGGAUUUUUGAUUUGUGAAAUUAACUGGAGCCUGUGUCAGACAGGAAAUGUUGAGGUGCUUGCUUCAGUCACAACCGAAUCGAUAACGGGUGACGCUAAUUUGUUUUUACUAACGGCUGCCAUGAGUCGCAGUGAUGGCCUUCUCUAGGCAAGUGGAUGCAAGUUGGUUGUAGAAAAAGUGUCCCUAAUUUAACAAGCCCUACUUUGGUGGGCUAGCGCUUGAAAUGAUAAAAAAUGGCCAAUCUGGGAUUGUAGUGAUCAUGAUAUUCCACUCACCGACGACCACCCCCCCCCCCCCCGCCCAAGGAGUGUGGAGCUAGUGUCUUACACUCAAGUUUGUCAGUGAUAUUUUGUGAUGUGGUUCAUCUUUUAUCUCUCAAAGGACCUUUGCUGUCUUAUAUCUUGGAGUGAGUUUCACCCUUGAGAUUAUGGUGGGGAGUUCAGUCUAGUAAUUUGCUUUUGAGGCCAAAAGAGAAGGUCUGAAUUUGGAAGCAGUUACAUGGAAGGAGGUUAGUCUGUUGGGGGGUGCAGGCGGUGUUGCGAGGAAGUUUGGUGUUGAGGUUGAUGGGAGUGUUGAGCACUGUCUGAGAUCAUUUUAGAUGUGCAAAGUUCUUGGUGUUAAAAAUUUAAUGUUAACACAACCUCCUAAUGGAUGUAAGGUGCACCUCAUGGCUUAAGGUACCAAUUCUCACUUUACAAAUCCCAAAUUAAAAUAUAAUUGCAAAAA
Carcharodon carcharias (great white shark) is the source of this 5127-nucleotide messenger RNA. It is a transcript of the gene smg8, whose product is annotated as SMG8 nonsense mediated mRNA decay factor. Lineage: Eukaryota; Metazoa; Chordata; Chondrichthyes; Lamniformes; Lamnidae. Bases 15 to 2756 code for a protein of 913 amino acids. Gene Ontology annotation, biological process: nuclear-transcribed mRNA catabolic process, nonsense-mediated decay. The record is from RefSeq and is a predicted model, not a curated record. The transcript has 4 exons.